Molecule: messenger RNA, 5829 nt
Organism: Ochlerotatus camptorhynchus
Lineage: Eukaryota; Metazoa; Arthropoda; Insecta; Diptera; Culicidae
Gene: garz
Product: Sec7 domain-containing protein garz
Exons: 10
Coding region: 103-5814 (1903 amino acids)
Biological process (GO): regulation of ARF protein signal transduction
Molecular function (GO): guanyl-nucleotide exchange factor activity
Source: RefSeq, a predicted model, not a curated record
UGGUGGCUCGCUGCUGGCUGCUGGAAAGUUUGUGCUAUUUAGAUCCCCCGAUUAAUAGAUAAUUAUUGUACUACGAGGAAAUCGAACGCUUAGCCCGCAACGAUGUCUCCACCGGGCAACGGAAUCUUCGUCGUCCGAGGGGAAAUGUCCACCCUGACGACGGCAAUGCGUCGUGGCUCACGGUGGAGCUCCAAUUCCUAUCAGGACGACGAGAAAGAUGGUCUACUGAAGAAUUUUCACGAACUGAAGGAGAAACUUCUGCAGGUGGAAGAUUUACGGUUGGUUGAACCGGGAGUGUUCCUUGGUCCCUUCCUGGAGGUGAUCCGAUCGGAAGAAACGACCGGUCCCGUUACGAGCCUAGCCCUUUCGGCAGUCAAUAAAUUCCUAUCGUACGGAUUGAUUGACCCAACCCAUUCGACGUUGGCUUCCACGGUGGAAAGCAUUGCCGAUGCAGUGACCCAUGCACGAUUCGUGGGCACAGACCAAACUUCGGAUGGCGUCGUUCUGAUGAAGAUUGUACAAGUGCUGCGGACGCUGGUUCUGAGUCCGGAAGGGAGCGCUUUGUCGAACGAAAGCGUCUGCGACAUCAUUUUAAGUUGCUUCCGGCUAUGUUUCGAACCUCGGUUGAACGAACUGGUCCGGAAGACAGCGGAAAAUGCACUGAAGGACAUUGUACUGUUGCUGUUCAUGAGGCUGCCACAGUUUGUCGAGGGAGGAAAUUUUCAUCUCAAAUCACUGAAGAUGCGGUCCAGCUCAAUGGAUCAGUCCAGUAAAAAGCGGAAGAGUAGCAGGAAUGAGUUGAAACCCAUUUCUGCGGCCACACUCAAAAUUGUGACGGAUGAAAGUGGUAGCCAGGAACCGGAACCAACAACACCGGUGGUCAGUAAUGCUCCGAAAGGCUUGAAACCACCCCCUUUGGCUACGACACCGGCCACCCCAGCUGGAGUCAUCGUAGAUAUGCAAGGUUCCAUCUCGCAAACUCCAAAAAGCAGUCUGGAGCCAACACAGGAAACUAUCCAGGAAGAAACGGAUACUCAAGCGCAGCCGGAAUCGCUUACUGAAACUGCUCAAAACGAAUCCGAAGAGCUGCCCGCUGAUUCGUUUGUCAAUUCCGUGGGAAUUCGGUUCACUCACCAGCAAGAAGAGGAAAUUGCUGGUCCUACGCCUCAUCUUCCCUACGGGUUGCCGUGCAUUCGGGAGCUUUUCCGGUUCCUGAUUUCCCUUUGCAACCCGAUAGACAAACAGAACACCGACGUAAUGAUUCACAUGGGCCUAACGCUCCUCACCGUGACAUUCGAGGUCGGGGCGGACAGCAUCGGGAAAUACGAUUCCCUUCUGGCCAUUGUGAAGGACGAUCUGUGCAAGAAUCUGUUUUCCCUGCUAGCAACGGAACGUAUUUCGAUCUUCGCCGCUGACCUGCAGCUGUGUUUCCUGAUGUUUGAAUCGCUGCGAUCCCAGCUGAAGUUCCAGUUGGAGUACUAUCUGACCAAGCUGGCGGAUCUGAUCGUGAACGAAAACCCGCGCAUCCUGUACGAAGCACGCGAACUUGCGCUGGACAACUUGCUUCAGCUGUUCCGAAUUCCCGGUUUCGCAGCCGAACUCUACAUCAACUACGAUUGCGAUCUGUACUGCACCAACCUGUUCGAGGACCUAACGAAGCUGAUGUCCAAGAAUACGCUCUCGGCGACGCAUUCGAUCUACAGCGUGCACACGCUGUCGAUGGAUGCUCUGCUGACGAUUAUCGGCUCGAUCGAGCAGAACUGCAUCCACGCGAAGAACGGCGAACAGACGACGUACAUGCGGCACUCGCGGAACAAUUCCAGCGUCGAGAGGAUCGUGCUGGACGUGACGGAGUCGGCGCUGGAUCAGAGCGGAACCAGCCAACAGCAAGACCGCGACGUCAGCGACGUUGCCGUGGAGUCCAUCAACAAGUACUUGAAGUCUAGUCAGAACGAAGAUCGCCUCCGGCAGAUUGUCAGCCAGGAAGCGGCCGCCGAUGGUACGGCCCUGAGCCACGAGGAACUGGCCGCCAUCAAGAAGAAGAAACGACUGCUCACGCAAGGAACGGACCUGUUCAAUCAACGACCGGAGAAAGGUAUCCUUUUCCUGCAGGAGAAUGCCAUUCUCAGUAGCACGUUGGAUCCGCUGGAGAUUGCCCACUUUCUGCGGGAAAACUCCGGACUGGAUAAGAAGAUGAUCGGUGAGUAUAUCAGCAAGAAGAAGAACGUCGAGAGCAAAAUCCUGGAAGUGUUUGUGAAAUCGUUCGACUUUGCUGGGUUGACGAUCGAUCAGGCACUUCGGUUGUAUCUGGAAACGUUCAGACUGCCCGGUGAGGCUCCGCUGAUUUUCCUGGUGAUGGAACACUUUGCCGAUCAUUGGCAUACAUGCAACAACGAACCAUUCGCGAAUACGGAUGCCGCUUUCCGGUUGGCUUACGCGGUCAUCAUGCUGAACAUGGACCAGCACAAUCACAAUGCGAAGCGUUUGAAUGUCCCGAUGACGGUGGAGGAGUUUGUCAAGAAUCUGAGAGGACUGAACGGUAACUCCGACUUCGAUCAGGAUAUGCUGGCCAACGUUUACCAUGCGAUCAAGAACGAGGAAAUCGUAAUGCCAGCGGAACAGACCGGCCUCCUGCGGGAGAACUACCUGUGGAAGGUCCUGCUGCGUCGUGGAACAACCAAGGACGGCAUGUUCCAUCACGUGUUCGGUCCCAAUCACGAUCGUGAACUGUUCCGGAUCAUUCAGGGAUCGACACUGGCUGCGCUCAGUUUCAUCUUCGAUAAGAGCCCGGACAACACCCAACUGUACCAGAAGUCCAUGAAUGGAUUCAUCAAGUCGGCCGUUGUCGCGUCACACUACAGCUUGCAUGGCGACUUUGAUGCUCUGGUUUUGACGUUGUGCAAAUUUACCAGCCUGCUGAAUCCUCCGGCCGAUGUGCACGAAAUCACGGCCAAUGUGAUGUUUGGUCAGAACUCGAAAGCGCAGCUUGCUAUGAAGACAGUAUUUGCGUUGAUUCACGACCACGGCGACUGCAUGCGGGAAGGCUGGAAGCACAUUGUCGAUGUGGUGUUACAGCUGUUCCGGUUGAAGCUACUGCCGAAGGGUUUGAUGGAAGCGGAAGACUUUUGCGAACCUAGCGGAAAGGUUACUCUGAUGCGUGAACAGUAUCAACUACCGAAGACGGACGCCGGUCUACUGAGUAGUUUGUAUUCGUACUUGAGCAAUGAUAGCCAGCGGCAACCAUCGUACGAGGAGCAGGAGAUCAUCAAGAUAUCUAAACGUUGCAUCAAAGAAUGUCAAAUCGAUCAGAUUGUGAAUGAAUCCAAGUUCUUGCAGUUUGAAUCUCUGGUAGAGCUGGUCAACUGCCUACUCGGAAUGAUCAAACCACCCGAGAGCUACAAAUCCGUAGGGCUACCAUAUGCAGAGAAUACCGUAGUGUUCCUAAUGGAGCUGCUCGUCAAGAUCCUCAUACAGAACAGAGAUCGUCUGCUUCCGGCUUGGAAAAGCUGUCAGGAUCAGCUAUAUCUACUGCUAUCCGGGUCAGCUUCAUGCGAUUACACCUACCUGCUGCAAAGAACUACCAUUGCCCUGUUGAAAUUGGCCAUCUAUCUGAUGCGUAAUGAAGAAAUCUGCUCCACGAUUCUCCAGAGUCUUCGGAUGCUACUGAUGCUCAAGCCGGCAGUCAUCCUUUCGAUUUCCAAACCCAUUUCGAUCGGUAUGUACGAACUGCUGAAAACCAGUGCUCAGAACAUUCACACCGAAGCCGAUUGGAUUAUCGUGUUCACGAUACUGGAAUGCGUCGGAGCGGGCGCUGUGCCUCCGGAGUACGAAGAAGCGCCAGUUGUCUCGGGAGCCAAAUCCGAUGGGGCUCUCAGUAGCGAGGAAGAUUCCGGACUACCGGAUCGUGGCUACAUCUCCGACUCGGAGCUGAACGUCGUCAAGAGUGGACAUUCGUCAAAUUCCUGCACACCGCUGAUCAGUCCCACUGGAGACAAUUGGAUCCUGGUGAAUAAGGAUGCCGACAUUGUAUCGUCGCGGUCGUCCUCUCCAAAGCACACCAUCCAAUACCGAUGUAAACUGCUGGAGCAUUCGCCUUUCGCGCUGGUCAAAUGCUGGGAGAGUCUGGCGUUCAUCGUUCGAAACGUAUCCCACAUAACUCCGUACAACUUCGAGAGUUGCGUUCGCUGUAUUCGAACUUUCGUGGAAGCCUCGAUGAACGACGGAAAGGAGAACCGACGCCGGCAGCGACGGAAUGGAGAUGAAGGUGGUAAGAAUUCCCGCAACCGUAAUCGCAAAAACGACAGCAGUGAUAGCGACUCGGAAGAACUGCCCGAAGCGUACCAGUCGAUAUCGAUUCAGUUGCUGGAUUUGAUGCAUACGUUGCACACGAGGACGGCAAAGAUCUUCCGCUGGUGGGCCGAAGAAGGGGGUGCUCUGCCGCAGUGUUCCGCUUUGUGGUCCCAAGGGUGGUGUCCACUGUUGCAGGGCAUUGCCCGAUUGGCCACCGAUCAACGAAGACAGGUCAGGACGAGUGCUAUAACUUGCCUGCAACGAUCGCUACUGGUGCAGGACCUGCAAACCCUCACCGGCUUGGAGUGGGCUGGGUGCUUCAAACAGGUGCUCUUCCCGCUCCUCUCGGAGCUACUGGCAGAAAAGCCCAUCAAACCGGCCGAAGCCGGUUUGCUGGAAGAAUCGCGCAUGCGAACGGCAACCAUCAUGUCCAAGGUGUUCCUGCAUCACCUGACGCCGCUGAUUGCCCUGCCCGGGUUCAACGAGCUGUGGCUGGAAAUACUGGACUACUUCGAGCGGUUCAUGAAGAUCGGUUCGGACAUGCUGUACGAAGCGGUGUUGGAGAGCCUGAAGAACAUGCUGCUGGUGAUGCAUUCGGUAUGCAUAUUUCACAACAGUGACGGAGUGACACAUUCAGUUCUGUGGGACGUGACAUGGCAACGAAUUUCCGGUUUCCUACCCAACCUGAAGGACGAACUGUUCAAACCCGACGCCCAUACACCUCAAGUCAAUGCGGUCGCUCCACCACAAUCUCCAGUCCCAGCAUCUCCCGAGCCGGCUCCAGUCCUUCAACCGCAACCAAGUAUUAUUCUACAUCCUUCACCGGUGCCACCAACGACCGGAUCACCAAUCGUAGACCAAGCUCGGCUUCCGAUGGCAAUGUCCACUAACCUUCUGAUGAGCAAUACCGUCAAUCCAGCUCCACAAAUACCCCUUCAAACACCGAUUCUGGUACCCCAGGCGGAUCCUGCCCCGUCACCACCGACAGUUCCAUCCCAACAAUCCAGUCAGGAGAACAGUCCACUGAACAAGAACCGCUACUCGAACAUCAUCGAACUACCGGUUACUCCGUCGCCCCCGCCCUGUCCAAUGGAACAGCAGCUAAAUCUUCCCGCUGCCGAACCGGAAGCGACGAAGCCAAUCAUCACGGAACAUGCGACUGUUCCACUGAGUCAUCUCAUGGCCGGUAAUCAGUAUCCAUCGUUGCACAACGUCCCCGUCGGAAUUGCCCAAAGCUUCGCUCCGAUGUUUGUCCAACCAACCUCGGCGCCCGCCGACGGAACCGACAUCUACAAUGACUACGUCAACGAUCCCUACAAUCUGACCCUGCAAAUCGAUCAAACGGCAAACCCGGCAGCUGGCGUUGGCCAACAGCCUCAGCUCCAGGAAUCCCAGCAGCACCAGCAGCAACCGCAGAAUGUGUUCCAAUCGGCCAACUACUUUGGCUCGUUCCAAUUUGGCCCCGGUCGGAUACCACCAGACUCACCUAGCAUCAUCAGAACGGAAACGGACAAUGAAUACUAAAAAAAAAACUAGGGC